GCACUUUAAUUCAUUCACUCUCUCUCGCCCUUCCCCGAAGCCCUAUCCCUCUCGUCCCACUUUCCUUUCUGUUCAGCACCCAACCUCCUCCUCCAUCUCCGAACCGAACCGUCCUCUUCUUCCUUCUCCGCCUCAGACCAGAACCCGACCCUUCUCCGGCUCUUCCCCCAAACCCUAUCCCUCUCUCUCCCCCGUCCUAAUCGAACCAAAACCUCAAAGCCCCAAAAAACGAAUUCGCAGAGAUCUCUUUGUGGGUCAUCUCCAAGGUGCAACCUGGCGUUGACUCAUCAGAGGAAGGCGAAGAAUAUGGUGGCCACGGUGAGCCCACGCCGGUGGUCGAAGAUCGGUGACAGAGGAGAGAGUCCUCCAGAUCCACUUUCUCUGUCCUCCCUCUCUCUUUAGUAUGUGCUUUGCUCUCUUCCUAGCUUUAUAAAGGGGGCCAUUCAGCACCAAAUUCUUAUUCAUUCUCUGACUCACUUCUUCUUCUUGUUCUUAACAAAGAGAAAGAUUGAAAAGAUUGAUUUUGAAUCAAAGAUUUAGGAAUGGCUUCGAGAGUCGUUGAUCAACAACAAGCCAGAGGUAUUGCUUUCUGAUUCUGAUUGGGGGUUUUGUUGUUCUUGAUGAUUGUUCAUCUGAUUUGUGAAAUGAAAUGUUCAUAACUGGGUGAUUUUGAUGAAAAGGCUUAAUCUUUAGACUUUGUGUUUGUGUAAUUGCAUAACCCAUGUUGAGAAAUCGUAGAUUCUAAUGGUUCUUGGUGGCUUUUUGGUUUAAAUUUUGCAAGAAAUUUUCUUAUUUGGUUUCUGGGUGUGGAUAGUUCUCCCCUGAUAUGAUUAAUUGAGGCUUACCCAUGUUGAGAAAUCAACUAUUCUGAUUAUUCUUGGUGCCUUUUAGUUUGAAAUUUGUAUGAAAUUUUCUGAUUUGUCUUCUGGGUUUGGUUAACUUUUACCCAAUAUGGUUAAUUGAGGGGCUUAAGGUUUAGAUCUAAAACGUUGUUCUGUUAUGGGCAUUUACCUUGAUUGGUUUUAGAAAGUUUCAGAAAAUGUUCACCAAAACCGAUUGGAAGAUCCCAAAUGAUGAAAAAAUCAUACCUUUUCAAUCUUUUGCUUUCUGCUUUCCAUAUUUGAACAUCGAAAUACAUGUAUUAUGACAUUUCUUUUCAAGCUCGUAGCCUUUUUACAAAAUGGUUAGUUGCUUUACCUCACAGCAAUAUCGUAUUCUUCCUUAGAGAGACUUCAUCCGGGUCUGUGGGAUUUUUUAGGUUGCAUUUUGCAAAACAAAAGGAUGGGUAUAGAGAAGAUAUAUUUAGUAAUUAUGACGAUGCAAUAGAGGAUACACAUAAGGCUCAUCCGUUUUAAGUCUUACCAAAAUACAUCAUUACAACUCCAUAAAAAAUUCCAGAUAAUCUUUUACUUCAGAUAACAAAGGUACAGAAAAGAGGGCCUUCAUGAUGCCUCUUUUAAAUCUGGGCUUCCAGCCUCUGAUAUGUGAAAGAUGCUUAAAAUAGUUAUACUUAAAAGACUUUUGAUCAAGAAAAGUUGAACAAAUUGGCGACUUCAUUUAUCUUGGGAGAGGGUAGAAUUUUAGAGAGCUGGCAUUGUUAUUGUUUUUAUUGCUGUAAUUUGUUUGUACAUCUGGUGAUACAUUCAUACCUUCCUCUCUAUCUAAUAUAAGUUUUAUGAACUUAGAUCCCUUGACCGUUGAGUACAUGGAGUUGCACCUCUUCUGGCUUUUUAGUUUUGUGAAGUAUUAUUAUUCAUCACCUUUAGCUGUGUUACAAUAGCCUAGAUCCCUUUUAUGGUUCUGUCGAUCUUGUUGUGUGGCCUUUUAGUAUGAUUAACCUCUUCUAAAAUAGUCUUUUACAAAAGCGGUAGAGCUUCUGAUUGUUGUUUCUAUGUUGUUACCCCCUGGUUCUUUUAUUGCAGAAGUGUCAGACAAAGUGGCCAGCAAGGGAAUUUCAAUAGUAAGUUAUUUGCCUGAUGUUCAUCUUUAAGGAAAUUUUGUACUAUCUUUAUCUAAGAAUGGGGGAAGGAAAAAAUAGGAUGGAAUACUUUUGAGGGGGUAUUCUCAGUGGCGUGUAAUCUCAGUCACAAUUGAUCAAAAUGUGAAUUGGUUAAUGCACAGAACUUUUGAGGGGGUUUUUCAGCAUGGUCACAAAGGAAGACAAGGAGAUACUCGAGAAGAAGAUGCAUGGCAUGGCUGUAGUGAUUGAGAAAUUGGAAAGCAGUAGACAAAAGCUUUUAAUGGAGAUUGAUUCCCAAUCUUUGGAGAUAGAAAGGCUAUUUGAGGAAAACUCUAAUUUAUCUAGUUCUCUUCAGGAGGCUAUGAGUAUAGCUUUGCACUCAGAGAAUCUGGUGAAAGACUAUCUUAAGCAAAAUGAAGUGCUCCGAGGAAUCUUAGAUAAGUUAAGAACUGACCAGGCCAGGGGGUUGCUCGACUCUCAUCAUAAUGGCUCUAACAAGACUGGUUUAGCGGAAUAUACACCUAAAGUUCUCUCUAUCAAGGAUCAACUUGCAAAAGAACAGAGCAAAGCAGAGGCAUUAUCAGCUGUUGUAUAUGGAGGAGUUUAGAAGACUUCAAUCUUAUUCUUUUCUUUUGCUGUUGUAUAUGGAGAAGUUUAGGCCAUACGUCCCCUUCUUCCUACUCUUUGUACUCUUUUUAUCAAUAGUAUUAAUGAGAAUUUUCUUUGCUUACCA
Molecule: messenger RNA, 2693 nt
Organism: Rosa chinensis
Lineage: Eukaryota; Viridiplantae; Streptophyta; Magnoliopsida; Rosales; Rosaceae
Exons: 5
Coding region: 2145-2567 (140 amino acids)
Source: RefSeq, a predicted model, not a curated record